AUGGGCCAGAAACGGCAGCGGGACCAGAAGGGUCCGGGAUUCUUUGCGAAAAAGAGAAAGAAGAGCGCAAAGCCAAGCAAUGCCGCCGGGGAGGAUAGCGACUGGGAUGGUAUCGUCGCAGUGGACGAUCUCAACUGGAAGGAAGUAGCUCUUCCGGAUCGUCUGGACGACGCGGAAGGCUUCUUUGGAUUGGAGGAAAUUGACGGCGUCGAUAUCAUACGAUCUGAAGGCAAUGGGGAAGUCAGAUUUAAGGCAAAAGCUGGGAAACCGAAGAAGUCAAUACUGAAGGAGAAAGGGCUGGAGGAAGAAGAGGCCCAGUUCGAUGAUGAAUGGGAAGGAAUCGGCGACGACGAUCAGACUGCGCCCCAAGACCAAGCGGAGGAGACCAAACACGAGCCCGACGAGUCCGAUAAGAAGGCGAAGGUAAAAGAGACCAAAAACACAAAGAAGGAAAAGAAGGAGGCAAAGAAUGUGAAAAGAGAACCGAAGGAAAAGGCUGCUGUAACCAAUGAGGACAAGAUCAAACCUGGACUCUCGUUUGCCACGCUCCAGGACAAGGAAGACGACGAUGGUGCGGACAUAUCUGCUUGGGAGCCCCUUGGCCUCUCCCCUGAAAUUCUCACCGGCCUUUCAAAGAUGAAAUUCUCAAUGCCAACGUCUGUUCAAAAGACCUGCAUUCCUCCCAUCCUGGAUGGUCAUGAUGUCAUCGGAAAAGCUUCGACAGGAUCUGGAAAAACGCUAGCUUUCGGCAUUCCCAUUUUGGAACACUACUUAGAAAAGCUACGGAGCAAAUCUCAGACAGACUCAGAAAAGAAGGAGUCCAUGCCGAUUGCGCUUAUAUUAUCGCCCACUAGAGAACUGGCACAUCAGCUCGCGAAACAUAUUGGCGAAGUAAUCAGCCAUUCCCCGGGCGUCAAUGCUAGAACUGCGCUUUUGACCGGUGGCUUGUCAGUACAAAAACAACAGAGAGUGCUAGCUAGUGCUGAUAUCGUGGUCGGUACACCUGGUCGAGUGUGGGAGGUUCUCAGCUCUGGACAGGGCUUGAUUCGCAAGAUGCAAGCGAUCAAAUUCCUUGUCAUUGAUGAGGCUGAUAGGCUUCUGAGUGAAGGGCAUUUCAAGGAAGCCCACGAGAUUUUGGCAGCUCUUGACCGCGUUGAGGACGGAGACUUCCCAGAUGAUUCAGGCGACGAAUCUGACGAGGAAACAGAUCCUAAGUCUCAGAGACAGACCCUGGUUUUCUCGGCUACUUUCCACCGUGAUCUUCAGCAAAAGCUGGCGGGUAAAGGAAAGUGGACUGGGGGUAAUAUCAUGAGCCAAAAAGAGUCGAUGGAGUAUCUUCUUCAGAAGCUCAAUUUCCGCGAGGAGAAGCCCAAAUUCAUUGAUGUGAAUCCAGUCUCACAGAUGGCAGAAAAUCUCAAGGAGGGUAUCGUGGAGUGCGCUGCCAUGGAAAAGGAUCUUUUUCUCUACACACUUCUUCUCUAUCAUCCUAAGCACCGCACCUUAGUUUUCACGAAUUCCAUCUCCGCCGUUCGACGACUAACUCAGCUUUUGCAAACCCUUCAACUCCCCGCGCUAGCCCUUCACUCAUCUAUGGCCCAAAAGGCACGACUUCGUUCAGUAGAGCGGUUUUCCUCCCCAACCUCAGACCCUAGCUCCAUCCUCGUCGCAACCGACGUUGCUGCUCGUGGUCUCGACAUCAAGGGCAUCGACUUUGUUGUCCAUUACCACGCUCCCCGCACUGCGGACGCAUAUGUCCACCGGUCCGGUCGUACAGCACGUGCGGGAGCGUCCGGAAAGAGUGUUAUCAUCUGCUCUCCUGACGAAAUGAUUGGUGUGGUCCGCCUCGCCGCGAAGGUGCAUGCGAACAUGGCCAACAGAAAGAAGGUCCCCCUCGAGUCAUUAGAGCUAGACCGCCGAGUCGUAUCUCGUGUCAAACAGCGAGUGACUCUAGCGGCUCGAAUUGUUGAUUCCAAUAUCGCCAAAGAGAAGAUCUCCGCCGAGGACAACUGGCUCCGCACGGCUGCAGAAGACCUUGGCGUCGAUUAUGACAGCGAGGAGUUCGGCGAUGCCUCAGGUCGCAGCCGCGGACGCGGACGCGGACGACAGGAGCGUGAACGGAAGGCAGGAAAUACCUCAAAGGCUGAGUUGGCGGGACUGCGCGCCGAACUCAAGCAACUGCUCUCGCAGAGGGUCAAUGUGGGUGUGAGUGAGCGUUAUCUGACCUCGGGGCGAGUUGAUAUCGAGGCAUUACUACGUGGGGAGGGUAACAACUCCUUCCUAGGACAGGUGGAUGCGUUGGAGUUUUAA
Aspergillus alliaceus is the source of this 2307-nucleotide messenger RNA. RefSeq names its product ATP-dependent RNA helicase MAK5 (gene mak5). The transcript is spliced from 3 exons. Gene Ontology annotation, molecular function: nucleic acid binding; RNA helicase activity; ATP binding. NCBI's taxonomy places the organism in Eukaryota, Fungi, Ascomycota, Eurotiomycetes, Eurotiales, Aspergillaceae. Gene Ontology annotation, cellular component: nucleolus. The record is from RefSeq and is a predicted model, not a curated record. The coding region runs from base 1 to 2307 and encodes 768 amino acids.